Molecule: messenger RNA, 4483 nt
Organism: Nomascus leucogenys (northern white-cheeked gibbon)
Lineage: Eukaryota; Metazoa; Chordata; Mammalia; Primates; Hylobatidae
Gene: ZNF614
Product: zinc finger protein 614
Exons: 5
Coding region: 264-2015 (583 amino acids)
Biological process (GO): regulation of DNA-templated transcription
Source: RefSeq, a predicted model, not a curated record
CGUGGAUGCGGCGUUUUGUCGCUGCCGGUGGUGUCUGGAGAGGUUCGGGCUCGGGUCCUGGCUCCCAGAAGCAAGAUAACUCAAGUGAAGCAAUGAAGGAAGAAGAAGGAGGUUGCUGGCCUUGGAUAUCAUAAUUUCUGGGGACAACUUUAAGUGGACACUAAUAUUUCUGACUAGGAAAACUUCAAAAACUUCAUGGCAAAUGCAGAAGAGACAAAGACGUAUAGUCCAUGUUAUCCACUAUUUUCUGAGCACAGAAGAAAAUGAUCAAGACCCAGGAAUCACUGUCCCUGGAGGAUGUGGCUGUGGAAUUCAGCUGGGAGGAGUGGCAGCUCCUGGACACUGCUCAGAAGAACCUGUACCGGGAUGUGAUGGUGGAGAACUAUAACCACCUAGUAUCACUGGGGUAUCAAACUAGCAAACCAGAUGUACUCUCCAAGUUGGCCCAUGGACAAGAACCAUGGAUAACAGAUGCUAAAAUCCAGAAUAAAAAUUGUCCAGGAAUCAGGAAAGUUGACAGUCAUCUGCAAGAGCACUCUCCAAACCAAAGACUUCUGAAGAGUGUGCAGCAAUGCAAUGGACAGAAUACACUUAGAAAUAUUGUACAUCUCAGCAAGACACAUUUUCCUAUGGUGCAAAAUCAUGAUACAUUUGACUUGUACAGAAAAAAUUUGAAAUCAAGUUUAAUCAACCAGAAGAGAAGACAUGGAAUAAAUAACCCUGUUGAGUUUAUUGGAGGUGAGAAAACGCUUCUACAUGGUAAGCAUGAAUGCACGCAUACUAAAACUAGAUUUUCUGAAAAUGCAAAAUGCAUCCAUACUAAAUUCCAAGUCUUCAAGCAUCAGAGGACUCAGAAAAUUGAGAAACCCCAUGCAUGCAUUGAAUGUGAGCAAACCUUCCUUAGGAAGUCUCAGCUCAUUUACCAGGAGAACAUUUGUAUACAAGAGAAUCCUGGAAGUGGUCAAUGUGAGAAAUUAUCCAGAAGUGUCCUGUUCACUAAGCAUCUGAAAACUAAUAUAAGAGACAAAAUCUGUAUACCCAAUGAAUACAGAAAAGGCUCUACUGUGAAGAGUAGGCUCAUUACACAUCAACAAACCCAUACAGAAGAGAAAUCCUAUAUGUGCAGUGAGUGUGGAAAGGGCUUUACAAUGAAGCGCUAUCUAAUUGCUCAUCAGCGAACUCAUAGUGGAGAGAAACCUUAUGUGUGCGAUGAAUGUGGAAAAGGUUUCACUGUGAAGAGCAAUCUCAUUGUACAUCAGCGAACUCAUACAGGGGAGAAACCCUAUAUAUGCAGUGAAUGUGGAAAAGGCUUCACCAUGAAGCGCUAUCUUGUUGUACAUCAGCGAACUCACACUGGAGAGAAACCCUAUAUGUGCAGUGAAUGUGGAAAAGGCUUUACCGUGAAGAGCAAUCUCAUUGUACAUCAGCGCUCCCAUACAGGAGAAAAAUCUUACGUAUGCAGUGAAUGUGGAAAAGGCUUCACUGUCAAACGCACUCUCAUUAUACAUCAGCGAACUCAUACAGGAGAGAAAUCUUACAUAUGCAAUGAAUGUGGUAAAGGCUUCACCACAAAGCGCACUCUUAUUAUACAUCAGCGAACUCAUACAGGAGAAAAACCCUAUGAAUGCAAUGAAUGUGGUAAAGCCUUCAGCCAGAAAAUAUGCCUCAUACAACAUGAGAGAUGUCAUACAGGAAAGACUCCCUUUGUAUGUACCGAGUGCGGAAAAUCCUAUUCACACAAAUAUGGCCUCAUUACCCAUCAGAGAAUUCACACAGGAGAGAAACCUUAUGAGUGCAAUGAAUGUGGAAAAGCCUUCACCACAAAGUCAGUACUCAAUGUACAUCAAAGAACGCAUACAGGAGAGAGGCCGUAUGGAUGCAGUGAUUGUGAGAAAGCCUUCUCCCACUUAUCAAACCUUGUCAAACAUAAGAAAAUGCACACAAGAGAAAUGGGUAGAAUCAGUCAAGUUGAAAACUCCUGUAAUGGAGAGUCACAGCUCCUUCCUUAUAAGUGAACUCAUGCAGGAGAAAACCCUACUAGUACAGUGACUAUGGAAAUGGCUUUUGUGGCAACCCAGACUUCAUUAAUCAGUGUGUUUCUGGCCACUUGGAACAUAAACAUGGUGCUGCCUGUUGACAGAUGUGUGUCUGUCCUCAGGAGGUGAAAUAAUUUGCCCUAGAGAUCAACUUGAUGAAUACAGUAAAUAAGGUAGUGCCUUUAGUGGUCUUUUACCUCAUAUUUUCUGUCAAUGAAAACACGUUGAAUAAACUAUAUUAAUGUGGAGAUGUUUUGAGCAAUAAUUUCUGCUCGUAUGUCUGAAAAGUAUACAGAGAUAAAUUCUGUGAAUACAAAGACUAGGAAAAGUCUUCUGUGGAAAGAUAGACUUUAUAAUCAGGUUUCCUCAUAGAUUUCAACGUAAGUGAGCUUAUUGUUGAUAGGAACAUGAUGACCAUGACAAAGUCUUUACCCAGAAAUAGGACCUCAGUGAGUGUCAAAGUUUACACUGGAGAAUAACUUUAAGGUGACAGUAUUAACGGCAGGAUUUCAGUGAUGCACUCUGCUUCAUCAUUUGUCAGGAGAUCACAUAGAAAGUAAAAUUGUUCCAAACAUACUAUCAAAUAAAUGUGGGACACCUUUAGCAAACUAUCAAGAGCUCAUGAAGGCAUGAAAUGUGGUGAAAAUGAUGAAUAUCUGAGUGCUUUUUCUCAAUAAGUAUAACCUUAAACAUCAGCUAAUACACCUGGUGUGCAUUUUCAGACGGGAUACCUUAAUCCUCAUUUCUACUUGCCUUGCCAAUGACUCCAUAAUAUACUGUCUCAUUACUGUUUAUUUUUACUGUUUUGUAAAAUUGUGGUAUAAUAAGAAAUACAUUUGGUCUUUGUUCCUGGUUCCUGGCACAGAGCUCCUAAAACCCUUAGAAUUUCAUGAGUGAUAGGAGUGUUUUUUUUCUUUUGUUUUGUUUUGUUUUGUUUUUGCUGUUGUUAUUCAUAGCACUGCCCUUUUAAUUACACCUGAUUAUACUACUGAGGUGACUUAUGGUUGGUCCCCUAGACAGCCUCAGAAUGGGGCUGUUCCCUAGGAAGAUCAAGUAACUAGAGGAUGGAAACUUUGUGCCCCAUUUCUCCCACCUCCUGGAAAGGGAGGGGUACUGGAGAUUAGAUUAGACAGUGAGAUUAAGGGAACUCCAAAUAGCCCAGAAGCGUGGUGCACCCCCAACUUCAUAGGGAUGGAGGCUCCUGAGAUUAGGAGAACCCUUUUUAGGCUCUACUCUAUGUACCUCUUCAUUUGAGUGUUCAUUUGUAUCCUUUAUAACCAGUAAAACAAAGUACGCUGUUUUCUUGAGUUUUGUGAACCCUGUAGCAAAUUACCAAACCUGAGUAGGGGUAGUGGGAACCCGGAAUUUAUCACCAUUCAGAACUGCAGGUUGUCCUUGUGACUGGCAUCUGAUGUGGGGGAAGUCUUGCACUGAGCCCCUUAACUUGUGGAGUCUGCACUAACUUGGAGAAGUUAAUGUCAGAAUUGAAUUGUAGAACACCCAGUUGGUGUGGGAGAAUUAGAGAAUUUAUUGGUGUCAGAAAAUACUCCAGAACAACCACCCCAUAUUAUGAUUAGCUCUUUUCCUUUCUUUGGCUCUAAGCUUAAUUGUACGUUAAGCAAACUUAAGUAGUUUAAAAAGAAACUGAAUAUGUUAAAUAUAUUAACAUAACAACAUAUUUGGACUUGCUUAACUAAGAUUAUAGAGAUGAUCAGUUUAUAAAACCACCUUCAACUUAAAUAAAUUUGAACUCAAAAGAAAUUGCAAAACUAGUCUAGAGGCUUUGCUUGUGUCCUUCAACCAAUUUCUAGUAAUGGUUACAUUAUUAAUUAAUGUAAUAUCCUACAUAACCAUAAUUAUCAAAACCAUAAAAACAACAUUGGUAGGAUACUAUAAAGUAAACUAAUCUUAUUUGGGAUUUGACUAAUUUUUAUGUUUUUUUCUUUUCUAGUUUGUACUCUAAGAAGUUGUAUUACAUGUAUAGAUUUGUGUGACCACUGCAACCACAUAAAGCUAAUGAACACAAAGUCCCUCAUGCUACCUUUUAUGCUUACACUCCAUCCAAACCUAACUCUGCCAACCACUUUUCUCCUGUCAGUACAAUUUCAUAAUUUCAUGAAUGUGAUAAAAAUAAAAUUGUUUUUGUAAAUGGUUUUUAUAAAUUUUAUAUAAAUAAGUUAUGUGAAUUUUCAUUGAUAGAGAGUAUGUAAGCUUUUGGCAUGUUUGCCACUCAGCAAAUUACUCCUAAGGUUUAUAUGAGUUGAUGAAUCGUUGUUUUAUUAUUAUUUUUUUACCACCAUGUAUCUCACCAGAUGAAAGUUGUUUAUAUUAGAGAGUAGUAUACAUAUUUGAUGUACUAGUUUGUUUAUCCAUUCACCUAUGAGAUAUAUUUGCACUGUUUUCCUGGUUUUAAGUGCUAUAAGUACAGAUGCUGUGAAAUCUACAUA